AUGAACGUGGUGAUACACAAGUUCCGCGACUAUGAGUUCUCUCCGAUGAGCAACCGAGUUGCAGGCGGUGGCGCUCCGCAGAUGUUUCUGAGUCGUAUUGCUUCUGCGGCUUCUCGGGUCCCUUGGAUCGUUGAGGCUUCCACCAUCGCACGCUCAGGUAUUCCGCAAGCAGUUGUUCUCGCAAUAUCUUGUCUGUUCAUAGCCUUGCACUUGAUUCGACGACGUUCCAACAAUGGCCUUCCAAGACCUACCAUUAAAUCUAAAGCGUCGGGGCUUCAAUGGGGUUACGAAUUGUUGUCGCAGGUGUCAAGGACUGCCGCUCUCGCUUUCCUCGCCGUCGCCUUCUUCAAAGGCCACGCUCACGUGCUCAACGCUAUUCUUGUCGCCUACAUCUUCAUUCUUGGCUUGACUCGACUGGCCAAGGACAUCCUAUGGCGUCAAGCAGCUCUGCAUCAAAUCAAUUUCGUCAUUAUUGCUCAGCUGAUCAUUCUCAUCACCGCUCAGCUUCUUCCUUGCAUCGAAAUCGACUUCCAAUGCACCAAAGACGCCAGCAUUCUGGGAGCCACGGCCGCCCUCGCCGUCGGCCUUGUUGUUGCCAUGUGCACACCUCGUCAAUGGGUUCAGCCUCAACUCGGCUACGAGAUUCCUGGUUUCCAAGUCCCCGAGGAACCCGCUCCUGAGGAAGAAACUAGUUGGGUCAAUUAUUAUUGUACCUACCAAUGGCUGACUCCGACUAUCUGGAAAGGCACCUGGGGGAAGCUUGACAUGUCUGGAAUUCCGAAAUUGGCGUGGUACGACGAUCCUCUCUAUCUCCUUCGCCAGGUCCAGCUUGCUAGAGCUGCUUCCAAGUCGACUCUCUGGACUACUUUACGCUUCCAGAGAAACGAAUUGCUCCUCAUGGCCUUUUGGAUCGGUCUUGCAUAUAUUGUCGAGAACGUCGCUCCUUUCGGUAUGUUUAAGCUGCUUGCCUAUCUCGAUGACCCCAAUUCCGCCAUUUACAGGCCAUGGGUGUGGUUGCUUCUUACCUUCUUUGGUCCGAUGACCCGAUCCAUCCUAUUUCAGGGAUAUGUAUUUACUUCCACGCGACUGAUCGUCCGAAUCAAGUCGGCCAUGACCCAGGAGCUGUACCACAGGGCUUUGGAAUCUAUGGAACUCGAAGACGACCCAUUUGCUGGCAAAUUCGACGACGCAAAGGACCAGAAGGAAAAGGAAAACAGCACAAAGUCGACCUCAGCUGGUCGAUUGGCAAACCUCAUGGCUGCUGAUGUAGAGGCCAUCUUUAGAGCCCGAGAUAUGAUCAUUGUCUUGGUUGGUGUUCCUGCCGGAACUAUUGUAUCCUUCAUCGGCUUGUAUAGAAUGCUUGGCUGGGUUUCCAUUGUGGGAGUUUCAGUCCUCGUGCUUGCUACUCCAAUCUCCAUUCUUCUCGGCAAGUGGAUGUACCGCACGCAAAAGAAAGUUCGAAAGGCUCAGGAUUCGCGAAUUUCGCUCGUCACUGAAUACUUAGCCUCGAUCAAAGCCAUCAAAUACUUUGGCUGGGAGAAGCCCAUCACGGAGAAAAUUGUCGAGUGUCGUGCUGUUGAACAAAAGUCUCUUUGGGGCGUGUCUGUCCUCCAAGUCUUUAUCAACCAGGUCACACAGGUUUUUCCCUACCUUUCCUUGCUCAUCAUGUUCGGUCUGCAUGUCACGGUUGAUAAGCGGCGGCUGACAGCUUCCACCGCCUUCACUACCGUGUAUCUCGUCAAGAACAUUCGUCGAAACAUCAUGAUGGCCAGUUAUUUUGCUCGAAACUUUGCCGGUGCCAUGGUUGCCUUCGGACGACUCGACAAGUACUUUUCUAGCACCGUGCCGCUCGUUCGGUACCCAGAGGGACCUCUUCGCAUUGAGAAAGGCUGCUUCAGGCGCAACAAGAAGGCUACCUUUAGGCUGGAGGACAUUUCGUUGGAUUUUGUCCAAGGUGGCCUCAAUGUCGUCACUGGUCAGAGCGGAAGUGGCAAAUCCACUCUCUUGCUUGCUAUUUUGGGAGAGACAUAUCUGGAAGGCGGCUCUAUCACUGUUCCAGCUGACAUUGCAUACGCUUCUCAAACAUCUUGGCUCCAAAAUGAGACCAUCCAAGAUAAUAUUCUCUUUGGAAGCCCAAUGGAAAAGGUCCGAUACGAUCGAGUCGUGACAGCUUGUUGUCUUCCCGAAGAUCUGCGCGAGCUACCGGACGGUGACCAAACAUCAGUCGGGGAGAAUGGAACAUCCCUGUCUGGCGGACAAAAGGCACGUGUAGCCUUGGCCAGGGCUUUGUACUCCAAGGCUCCCUUAUUGCUACUUGACGACAUCUUCUCGGCCCUAGACGCGAAAACCUCUGCAGGAGUCUGGAAGUAUUGCUUCUGCGGUGACUUGCUAAAGGGCCGAACCGUGGUUCUCGUCACUCAGGUCCCCUGGAUUUCAGCCCAGGCCGACCUAGCCAUCUUACUUGAUAGAGGUCAAGUCAGGAGUGCUGAGCCCAAUAUUGGCGUGGUCCGCAGACCUAUUAAGAUCGCAGAGGUCCUUGGAGGCGAUGCUGACGACAGCAGUGCAACCGAGGUGGGAACACCUCCAGAGCCAGACUUGCAAGCCGCCUCCGAUGCUCUGAAUGACCCUGAUAAGGUUGCCCAGGACGUUCCCAAAAAGGACAUUGUUGACCAGGAAGCAAAGGCAUCUGGAAAGGUUAGCAGGUGGACUGUGAUUAGCUACAUGGGAUACUUUGGCCACCCUUUAUUUGCCAUACUCUCCAUACUCGGAUUGUUCUUGGCCAAUAUUUUCUACUUUGGUGCCAAUUUCUGGCUGUCUAUCUGGGUUGAGGCUUACGAAGGCAAAGGGCCAGUAGACGUUGCUUAUUACCUGGGCAUCUUUGCCGCGUUCAUCUUCCUUGAGAUUCUUGCCUUUGGUUUCAUUGUCAUCACCUUUGAAUGGGGCGGUUGGCGUGCCGCUCGACGUCUGCACAACGACUUUAUCCGAAGCAUCAUGAGCGUUCCCCUAUCUUGGUUCAAGACGAUCCCUGUCGGCCGGAUUACCAACCGGUUCUCUGGUGACAUGGCUUCAAUUGACGGCAAUCUGAGCGGCAUGGUUCGUCAAACUCUGGAUAUUUUCAUGAUGAUUUUCUUCCGACUUGGCGCAGUCAGCUCCAUCAUGCCCAUCUUCAUGAUCCCAGGGCUCAUUACCUGUUUCAUUGGUGUUCUGAUCGGAGAGAUGUACACGCGAACUGCGGUUGUGAUUAAGCGUCUCACAUCUUCCUCUCAGUCGCCUGUAUUUUCACAGUUUGCUGACACCCUUGCUGGUCUUGCCAUUAUUCGGGCCAGAAAGGGCAAAGCCCAAGGAUUCGGAUUCGAUCUCGCAGAUAAGCUCCGUAUUUGGUCAGCCACGGCUGAAGCCAACUACAAUUGCAACCGAUGGGUUGGAGUUCGAAUCGACUUCGUCACGUCUCUCGUAUCCCUCUUUGCUGGUAUCAUUGCGAUUUCCAAAGCCGGAUUGGUUGGUGCAGGCUUGGUUGGAUUUUCUCUGACCAACGCCAAUGACCUUAGCAACACUGUUCUAUACAUGGUCAGAGCCAUGAAUGACCUUGAAGUUGAGAUGCAAAGCUUUCACCGUGUGAAGGAAUAUGUGAAGCUUGAAGCUGAAGAUAAAGAUGACAAGCCUUAUCCCGAUGAAGCUGAAGCUCAAUAUGCUGAUGAUGAAACUCACGUUAUUCCCAAGAACUGGCCUCGAUCUGGAGAGAUCGAGUUUCGGGACGUGACGAUUCGCUACGACCCCGACGGUCCCGAUAUUCUCAGCAACAUCAACUUGAAAUUUAAGGCCGGAGAGCGGGUCGCGGUUGUCGGCCGAACAGGAUCCGGCAAGAGUACACUUGUGUUGUCCCUGCUUCGAUUCACCGACAUUGUUUCGGGUCAGAUUCUGUUCGAUGGUGUUGACAUCACAAAGCUACCCAGAAACCGCCUCCGUGAAAGCCUCACCAUUAUUCCCCAGGAAGCCGUCCUGUUCAACGGAUCCGUAGAAUCCAACCUCGACCCCACCGGUCUGGUUCCACGAGAGCAGCUGGAGGCAGCACUCGACAACUGCAAAGGCAUUGCAUCCUUCUCCGGCAAUGUCACAGAGGAUGAUGACAAUGAUGCUGACGACGCCAUACACGGCCACGCCCAAGCCAUCACUCUCUCAACCGAAGUAGAUGCCCGUGGUGAGAACUUUUCCCACGGCCAGCGCCAAGUUCUUUCUCUAUGUCGCGCUUUAAUCCGCAAGAGCAAACUUAUGCUCCUGGAUGAAGCCACAGCCAGCAUGGACUACGAAACCGAUCGUGGUAUCCAGCAAAUUCUCCGCGAUGACCUGGAAGCUGCGGAUGACAACCGCACGCUCGUCACUAUUGCCCACCGUCUUCGAACCAUCAUCGACUACGAUAGCGUCGUUGUCAUGAGUGCCGGCAGAGUCCUGGAAUAUGGCUCGCCCAAGGAACUCUACGACGCAAAGGGCCAAUUCUAUGACAUGGUCUACCAUAGUGGAGAAAUGGAGGAGCUCCAAGAACUUUUGGAGGAUAAAUAA
Pochonia chlamydosporia 170 is the source of this 4557-nucleotide messenger RNA. RefSeq names its product ATP-dependent bile acid permease. The transcript is spliced from 5 exons. The record is from RefSeq and is a predicted model, not a curated record. Gene Ontology annotation, biological process: transmembrane transport. The coding region runs from base 1 to 4557 and encodes 1518 amino acids. Gene Ontology annotation, molecular function: ATP binding; ABC-type peptide transporter activity; ATP hydrolysis activity. Lineage: Eukaryota; Fungi; Ascomycota; Sordariomycetes; Hypocreales; Clavicipitaceae. Gene Ontology annotation, cellular component: fungal-type vacuole; membrane.